Messenger RNA from Lepisosteus oculatus (spotted gar), 756 nucleotides. It is a transcript of the gene cfap144, whose product is annotated as cilia and flagella associated protein 144. NCBI's taxonomy places the organism in Eukaryota, Metazoa, Chordata, Actinopteri, Semionotiformes, Lepisosteidae. Gene Ontology annotation, cellular component: ciliary base. The record is from RefSeq and is a predicted model, not a curated record.
GUUACACAUCAGAGCAACAAGCAGCCUUCCAACGUGGUCGAACCUAUCGCUUUUCUAACUUGACAGCUUUCCUGAAGCACCUUGCAUUUCUCCCUUACUCCAAGUUGUUCUUGCUGGUUUCUGAUCGGGAUAAGACGGCUAGCUGGAAGCACGGAGCAGGAUGGCGGCUAAGGGGAAGGAAAAAGAGAAGGAGCCGGUGGAUAUUGUGCACCAGAACGCAAUCCUCUGUGAAACUAUCAUGAAAGAACAGCGAAGCCAAAAACUCUACACCCAAUUCAGUAUUAAUCCCUUCAAAAAACUUCACGUUUUGCCUGGGAAGCCGAUGCCGAGGCACGCCAAUGAAGACGGGAAGGAAGACCCUAAUUUUUUAAAAAUCAUCCACGGCGCUAGACUGGAACCUACAAAGAAAUACACCCAUCCGCAGACAGAGAGCCAGGAAAUUGGCUGGAUAUCCACACCCCUGAUCGUUUCAGAUCGAAGCGAUCGAAGGAUCAACUUCCCACGGCAGAAUUCAGAAAUCACAAAGUACAUGGAUGCAGCGUGGCGCCUGAAAGAGCAAACGCAGAACCUGGGAUAGCAUUUCCUCCACUGCAGGACAGCAAGUUACACGCGGAGAGCUAUUGCCUCUCCUUGAAAAGCAGGAGAAUGAACGUUCACAGCUGUAAACCAGCAUUCUGCCCCAAACUGUAGCUGAACUAUGCAAUGGUGGCCACCUGUCUUCCAAACUGAAUGAUUAAACAAGAUCUUGACAAACUA